Molecule: messenger RNA, 2322 nt
Organism: Fopius arisanus
Lineage: Eukaryota; Metazoa; Arthropoda; Insecta; Hymenoptera; Braconidae
Product: sterol O-acyltransferase 1
Exons: 2
Coding region: 430-2058 (542 amino acids)
Biological process (GO): cholesterol metabolic process
Cellular component (GO): endoplasmic reticulum membrane
Source: RefSeq, a predicted model, not a curated record
UGAAGCAGAUAGCGCCUGAAUUCCGCACCUCCUCGCUAUUUAUACCUAUCAAUCCAUCAAUUUCUUGUGAUAAAUUGUAAUAAAAAAAACUUGCGCUCAAUAUAGAUCUAAAAAAUCCGCUGGAAAAGGUUCAAGUCCACCUUUUCGAUUUUUGAGUGGUCAAUCAGUUUAUUGGCGACGAUAACUGAUAGGAUUGAUAAGUGGCUCGGCGUUCGGUUGAUUUAUUUCCAUUUAUUUCAGUUGCGAUAAAUUACCCUCGAUAUUUAACGAAUAAGAAUAAAAUACCGAAGGAGGGAGAAAAUACUUGGAGUUUAUGAACGAGUGAAACGGAUGUAACUGCGUCAAUCGGUUCUUCUGAGUGAGUGAACACAAACACUGGCCCUGAUUAAGUGAUAAUGGCUGAGUGAGUACGUGUGCACUUAACAGAAAAUGAAUAUGAAUAGUGACAGUGGAAUCCAGAGAAGAAGCGGGGACAUUCCUCGGAGAAAAAUGAAUGGUAGUGAGAAUCCUCGAUCCCUGAACGAACAAAUGGUUGGCGGAAUGUCUAUUGAAAAUGUCAGAGAACGCAUGCAGAGGCUACAGCAGGAUGUGCUAGAUCAAGUCGGCGAUCGAUUGACUGACAUGGUUACAGAAGUCGUUGAAGAAAUAGAAUAUAUCGCUCACACUGGAAUUGCGCGAAAUGAGCCGGAAAAGGGGUACAAUGACAAAAAGAAAAUGGGAGCCAGUGGAAAACUCCCAGAGAAGGACUUCCAAAUUCGUAACUCAGUUUUAACAGAUGUAUUAAAUGACGUGAAACACCUGAGGCCAAUCUACAAUGUUUGGCUGAUGAUUCUGCUCACGCUUCUCCUGCACACAAUUUCAAACGAUCUCAUCGAAAAGGGAAGAGUGAAUGUGGGAUUUGUUACGAUAGCCGCUGGGCUAGCCAAAUUUCCCGAUGUCAUCAGGUUUUGGAGUCUGAUGAUCAUCUCCUCGUUCUCGGUUUAUGCAUUUCACAGCUUCUGGGCGCAUCGACGAGUAAAUUACAUCUCGAAUUCACUAGGUGUAAAACUUUGGGAUUACACGUGGCUCCUGAUUUUCUUCGCAUACCAGUUGGCCUUUUUGUUUCUACCUGCAAGAGCCGUACUGCUUGCUGAACUUCCACCUCCCUCUUCUCUGAUUGUCAUCAUGGAGCAAGUUAGGAUGAUCAUGAAAAUUCAUGCCUUCGUGAGGAGCACGGUCCCGAGAGUUACUUCGUACAAGCCACAUACCGAGGGUAGGGAAUUGGAUUUUCCCGGAUUUUCGAAAUUCCUGUACUUCAUGUUUGCACCAACACUCAUUUAUCGUGAUAAUUAUCCGAGAACGAGAACAAUCAACUGGAGCUUCGUCCUAUGGCACUUCCUGGAGGUCGGAUUUGUCAUAUUCUUCGUAGCAUUUUUAUGCGAAAGAUUCAUCUUCCCAACGUACAAAAACUUUGGAAUCGAACCGGUCACAUUUGGUAAUGUGUUACCGAAAAUAUUCAGUUCAUUUCUCCCAGGGCUGGGAAUGUUUCUGAGUGGAUUCUACUGUCUUCUACACGCAUGGAUGAAUGCUUGGGCCGAACUCCUCAGAUUUGGAGACAGAAUGUUCUAUAAGGACUGGUGGAACUCAACGUCAUACGAUAGUUACUAUCGCAAUUGGAAUGUAGUAAUUCACGAUUGGCUGUACACAUACAUCUACAAAGAUUUUUACGAAAUAGUGUUUCCCAGGAAGAAAGGCCUCGCAAUGUUCUCAGUGUUCUUCGUAUCUGCAUUAUUCCACGAGUACAUCCUCAGCAUUGGAUUCCGUCUUUUUUAUCCAAUGAUGUUUAUAAUAUUCAGCACAAGUGGAUUUCCCCUUGUGUGGCUCACGCAGAAAAGGUCUCACACCUUUGGCAACGUCUUCCUUUGGUUCUCAUUGCUGUCUGGUAAUGGAAUAUUACUCAGUGUUUAUGCCAUGGAGUAUUUCGCCAGGAUCAAUUGCCCCGGGUUCGGGGAUGAGAUGCUCAAUUUAAUUCUACCCCGGAGUUGGCUCUGCAACAGUACAAUUAUGAAAAGUUUCUAAAAACGAAUUAAUUGUUUAUAAUAAGUAAAGGUGCGGCUAUUUCGUUAGCAGCUUUAAAUAAUGAAGCUUAAUUUUUUAUUUCUACAAUAAGUGUCAACAAAUUGAAUUUCGGAUGAUUCCCGAUCGAUAAUUGUCUGAGUAUCUAUGUUGUUCCACUUCAGUCUAUAUAAUCUCGAAACCUAAAAUCAGACGUUUGAUGGGCUCAAGAUAUUGUCAUUGUAAUUUCCAGAAAUUGUUAAAUAAAUUGAGGGGGUGUCUACGUUU